Molecule: messenger RNA, 5815 nt
Organism: Ornithodoros turicata
Lineage: Eukaryota; Metazoa; Arthropoda; Arachnida; Ixodida; Argasidae
Product: protein jagged-1b-like
Exons: 20
Coding region: 563-4288 (1241 amino acids)
Biological process (GO): cell communication; multicellular organism development; Notch signaling pathway
Cellular component (GO): membrane
Molecular function (GO): Notch binding; calcium ion binding
Source: RefSeq, a predicted model, not a curated record
UCCAUGUAGACGGUUCAUCGGCCCCCACUUGCAGAACCUGUUGUCAAGUGAAUCCCUCGCUCGCUACUGUUUUCGCUUUGGAAACGGCAGCUCGUUACAGGCUCUGUGCGCUUUUACCCAGCGUCAGCUACCAUCAUGGAUCGACCUGUCGUCGUGUGUAGAGUGUUGUCGCCUUUCAGGACUCGACUGUGGUUAGUGCGAUAGCGUCGUGUCCUGCGACCUUCGUUCCUGGAGUAUUAUGUGUCGACAAGUCGCGAAACCUUCCCAAACGGCUUCUUUGCGGGUCUGUAUCCUCCCACGUGAGGCGGUGCUGUCAUUCCAUUUUCUGCCCUCCUACCAGGACAUAUCUCGCGGUUCUUCGGACAUGCAAAACGCGAGGACUUUUCGCAAGCACUGAAGAAGCGCCAUUGGAUUAUUACCUAAGCGCAAAGCCAAGAACGAACAUUAAGGACUAGUGGAUUACAUUAUGUCUUAUUAGGAACAACUUUUUUGUGUGACUUUAACCAAUUGUGGACGUGCGUCUUCAAGUGUCUCUUUGCGAUGGUGAGGUGACCCUUAUGCCAUGCAUCGUAGCACCGUGCUAGCGGUGCUGUGGACCUGCCUAGUGGGUCAGGUCUGCUGCUCGGGUUACUUCGAGCUUCAGGUGUUGGGAAUAGACAACCCGCGUGGCGAAGUGUCGGAUGGUGCCUGCUGUGGUGGUGGCAGAGCGCUGCGUGCAAUAGACGGCACGUGCUUGGCGCGCUGCAAUACUUUCUUCAGGCUGUGCCUUAAGGAGUACCAGUCGCACAUCAGCGCGGCUGGGACGUGCACCUUCGGCAACCUUAGUUCGCCCAUCAUCGGUGGAAAUUCCUUCUCUGUAAAAACUCAUCCGGACAAGCAAGUGCUGUUGCAGUUGCCCUUCCACUUCCGAUGGACGAGAUCCUUCACACUGAUCUUAGAAGCCUUGGACCACAACAACCACACGGAACCAUAUACGGACAGCAUCAUAGAGCGUCUGGUGUACUCUGGUCUCAUACUUCCAAGCGCCGAGUGGCACACACUUAGGCAUCCCGGACACAGGGCGCAGUUAGCGUACAAGAUACGGGUCACAUGCGCCCCCAACUAUUACGGCCCCACCUGCUGGACGCUGUGCAAGCCUCGGAAUGACCGUUUUGGCCACUAUCAGUGCUCCAAGAACGGCGACAAACUGUGCGACCCCGGCUGGACCGGGGCAAACUGCGAAACGCCCAUAUGCAAGCAAGGAUGUCAUCCCACCCACGGCUACUGUGAGAAGCCCGGCGAGUGUCUAUGUCGCCACGGUUGGAAAUCGGAGCUGUGCGACCACUGCAUGCCGUACCCGGGCUGCAAGCACGGUUACUGCAAUAACACGCCAUGGCAGUGCAUCUGUGAUAUCAACUGGGGUGGCAUCCUCUGUGACCAAGAUCUUAAUUACUGUGGAACGCACGAGCCGUGUCUGAACGGAGGCACCUGCGAACACACGAACACGAACGACGUCAAGUACACCUGCAGGUGCAGGGACGGCUUCUCGGGCAUAAACUGCGAACUAGGACAUGGAAAUGUGGACCACCCAUGCCUGACGUCGCCAUGCCUGAACGGCGGGACGUGCACAGAGCUCAACCACACCUACACCUGCACAUGCCUGCCCGGAUGGUUCGGAUUGCGCUGCCAAAAGAAUGCGAACGAGUGUGCAUCGAACCCGUGCCAUAACGGAGGUACCUGUCUCGAUCUGGUCAAUGGAUUCCGCUGCCUCUGCAAACCGGGAUGGGAAGGAAAGACCUGCGAGCUCGACGCGGACGAAUGCCUGGGACGCCCGUGUGUGCACGCGGUCAGCUGUCGCAACUCAGCCGGUGGCUACCGGUGCGAAUGUGAGCCCGGCUGGUCAGGCAAGAACUGUUCCGUGAACAGCAACGACUGCGUGGGCCAGUGCCGAAACGGAGCUACUUGUAUCGACCUGGUCAACGACUACCACUGCGCCUGUCCUCCGGGCUUCACGGGCAGGGAUUGCCAGACCAAUGUAGACGACUGUGCCGCCAAACCCUGUCAACAUGGAGGAGACUGCGUUGACUUAGUGGCAGGAUACCGGUGCAUUUGCCCCGUUGGAUACAGAGGACUCAACUGCGAGGUCGAUGACGACCCAUGCAACCCGAACCCAUGCUCCAACGGUGCGUCCUGCUUCAACCUCGGCCAGAACGAUUAUUACUGCCACUGCUCCUCCGACCGGUGGGAAGGGAAAAACUGUACCGCACCUCGGCGCACCGCAGCGCGCUGCGCAAGACCACCCUGCAACGGUAGACACAACACCUUCGCUGUUGCUAGAGACGCGCUAAUCUAUCAUGUUUUUUCGCCAGACGCGGACAGUUGUUCAAUGGCAGCGGCGCCCAUGUCCCCGUCGGGCAACGUAUGUGGGGCCCACGGACGAUGUCUGGGACGGCCUGGAGGCGGAUUCGCCUGCCUCUGCGACCCGGGAUAUACGGGUACAUACUGUGAUGAAAACAUCAACGACUGCGCCAGCCAGCCGUGCCACAAUGCAGGGACCUGUGUGGACGGACUCAAUUCCUACCGCUGCAUAUGUUCAGACGGAUGGGAGGGGCUUCAGUGUGAAAGAAACAAGAAUGAAUGCCAGUCAAGCCCGUGUCAAAAUGGAGGUAUCUGCACAGACCUCAUAGCGGACUUCCACUGUGAAUGCCAAGGCAGAUGGAAGGGCAAGACGUGCAAUCUACGCAACUCACAUUGUGAUGGAAACACUUGUCAAAACGGAGGGACGUGCCAAGAUGUCGGAGACACGUUCAUCUGCCACUGCCCAGAAAGCUACCGAGGAAACACUUGUCAAAUUCCAAAGAGAAACGGAUGUGACACGAACCCUUGUCAGAAUGGGGCAACAUGCGUCAACAAUGGUCACAGUUUUACCUGCGUUUGCCGAGAAGGCUUCGAAGGAAAACUUUGCGAAGAGAAUCUGGAUGACUGCAUAGCCAAGCCAUGCCAUAACGGAGGCCGAUGCAUUGAUGGCAUCAAUUGGUUCCGCUGCGAGUGCGCACAAGGCUUUGCAGGCCCAGACUGUCGCAUCAACAUUGACGAGUGCGCCUCCAGCCCUUGUGCUCAAGGCAGCACCUGCGAAGACGCUAUAGGAGACUUCGUCUGUCGUUGCCCACCUGGCCGCACUGGCAAACAGUGCAACGUUGUGUUAGUGACCCCGUCAAGCCACAAGCCGUGCGAGUGGAAAGGUACCCUGUACCCCGAGGGAAGCCGUUGGGAGCAACACUGCUCGCUCUGCAGUUGCAACUCUGGAACUGUUUCCUGCGCUCCGACACGCUGCUCCACCUCAGAAUGCGAUCCUUCCGGAAACACACCCACAUGUCCAGCAGAUCAGACCUGCAUCGCAGUCGCUUCCGAAACCUGCUUCGUCGCUCCCUGCAGUGGUGUAUCUCGAGGAGAGUGUCGUGCCCUGGCCGCGAGCAAUGCCACCACAGCCAUCGCAGAAGGAAUCAACCCAUUCUGCCUUCCAAACUCUGCUGAACUGAGCAACAACUGUGCAAGGAUCGCACUGCUGUUCGAUCGCAGGAGCAUACCACCCGGAACCACCGUGGAGUCAAUCUGCAGCAAAGUACGGAAGCUCUCUACCCGCCACUCCGUCCUUAUUCUCUGCUCUCCGAAGCUCUCCGACCCAGACAGCAUACAGGUCACAGUGUCGACGCUGUCAACGCCGUCGGCGACCACGUAUGCGGCUGUCAGUGAAACUGCUAAGUAUUUAGCAGACGUAAUCAGCCGCAAGAUGACUAACACAUCUGUUCUUGGUUUUGUAAUCGAAGUCAAGGUGGAAACAUCAUUUGUCAGUCCUCAACAGAGGAGCAGUGGACGAAACUACCUACUCGCAGUCACAGUCACCUUCGUCGGCCUCGCUCUUCUGGCCAUCUUUGUAGCCCUCACUGUGUGGUACUUGCGCUCCCACCACUCCUUGUGCCAAGAGGUCCCCUCCACGUGGCCCUCCCCACUUCCCUCCAUCAGCCGGAAGCUGGAUCCGCCAGGAGACCCCGAGCACGACAAAUCCAACAACCAGAAUGAGGAGAACAUCCGAAGGUUCCAGAACCCACUCCGUGAGAACACCGAGCUGUCGGAGCUGGACCCGCGGACGUCUGACUUCUUCAAGGCGCCCUCGUCGGAUGUAACAAAAAAUACAAAUCAGUUACGGGAGGUGAGAACGAAGGAAGUCGAAAAGGACAACAGUGGCCUACUCAAGCCAUCUACUUUGAAAAGACUUCCAAACGACAAACCAGUGGUCGUGCUCGUGUGAUUCAAGACUGUGUUGUUAGGGUUGUUAUAAUUUAAAAAACGGAAAGAGUGCUCGGACUCCAAACACUCCAAGUGGUGGUGCGAUGGAUGUUCACCGUGAGCCAGGCGUAAGUUAUGAAAUGUGUGAAAAUGGAACAUUUCCGGUGUGAACCGUAUAAGUGCCAACAGAAGGUGAGAGUGUUAUAUAAUAGAAAGAGACUACGAAGUAUUAGUGACAUCAAAGAAACAGGGUGAAGCAGUACAUGAAGUCUGGCAACAUCUGUGCUGGGAAUGAAGCAUAGUUCUUGGAUCUCAUCGACACGCAUUUCAGCACACGACAGCAGUAGGUGUGCUGAAACGUCCCAAUGAAGCAGCGCAGAAACUUGGUGCACAGCAUCAAAUCUCAACACUCAGCCUGGUACAAGAAAGUAUUCAGCAUUCCAGUAGACAACGAACCAUGUGUGUGCCACAUAUUUUAUUGUCCCGUUUUCUCCAGACAUUUUCUGCGUAAACGCGUACAUGUGAACACUUUCCGUUUUUUUUUUUUUUUUUAUCGCUGUGCCAGCAAAACACUGUUAGAUGUAUUAGAGAGUUAUCAGUAACCAGACCGAGUAGAUCGCACAGCUAACAAUGCCACAUGCACGUUUUAGCACUGAAAUGCAGUGCGGUCAAUAUCCAGGCAACCAUGCAAGCACCACCUUCAACAGUGGUGUACCCAAUUUUCUAGUAAUUUUAUGCAACUGCCAAUAGCAAUCUGCAUCAACAAGUACCACUUCUUGAAGAAAGAUGUAGCAGCCCCUGCUAAAGAAAAUUAUCAUUCUUGGUUGACCUUGAAUGAUAUCAUUUAAUGUUUGGUAAAAAAAAAUAAUAACUACAGUACAAGACCUAUGUGCAAACUUAUAAGCUUUCACUGGAUGCUUCAUGCUGGAAUCUUUAACACACUGGCACUAACCAACUCAAUAUAGAAAUUUGUGUGGAAGUGAAGUAUAACCACACAAAUUAGCCGUCAUUAAUUUACAAAAUGAGCUCCGAAUAACUUGCCUCACAAUUUUUUUAUGGCACACCUACUGUUUUUAAACGUGCUGGUAUAAUUUCCUCUAAAAAAAAAACUCUACAAUGCUGUCCUCUACACUUUCACUUUGCAAGCAUUGUUUCGUAAGACUUCAAAAACAUACGCUUAAGUCUGAAAAGUUACACUUUUGCAACGCCAGACCCUAGUCUAGUCAUCUGUGUCCGAGUUUUGAAUGCCACCAUUGCUUGCUACAUUUUUUUCGUCCCGUUUUGCAAAGAGAUGCAAGCAUCAGAUCGACAACAUGUACAGCCUGCUUGUCAAUAAACUGUAAAUGUGGGAAACAAUUACCCUCUCAGACAGUUCAGAUGCAUGUAAAACACGUCCAGUGAGAAAUUAAUGCAUCUAAGAGGGAGGCGCAAUGAUCACAACAAUAUUGUGAACAUGUACAUGAGUAGGCAGUCAUUUGCGUCGCUGUAUACUGAUGAAUUUGUGCAAAUAUAAAUUGUGUACCUUACAUAAUGUGAGCAUUAAAAUGUG